Ylistrum balloti is the source of this 528-nucleotide messenger RNA. Its product is annotated as intraflagellar transport protein 20 homolog. The record is from RefSeq and is a predicted model, not a curated record. Gene Ontology annotation, cellular component: cilium; centrosome; intraciliary transport particle B. Bases 1 to 399 code for a protein of 132 amino acids. Lineage: Eukaryota; Metazoa; Mollusca; Bivalvia; Pectinida; Pectinidae. Gene Ontology annotation, biological process: centrosome localization; intraciliary transport; protein localization to cilium. The transcript is spliced from 4 exons.
AUGGCAGACGAGGCAUUAGCUCGGGCAGGACUUCAUUUUGAUGAGCUGAAUAAAAUACGAGUUCUUGAACCCGAAGUUCAACAGCAAACACUAGAAUUAAAAGAAGAAUGUAAAGACUUUGUUGAUAAAAUUGGUGGUUUUCAAAAGAUUGUUGGAACCUUUAUUGAGGUUGUAGAUAAUGUAGCUAAAGAAGUGGAAAAAGAAAAAAUGAAGGCGAUUGGUUCAAGGAAUUUAUUAAAGUCAAUAGCAAAGCAAAGAGAAUCUCAACAGCAACAGCUACAAGCUUUAACAUCAGAAAAGAAAAUGCAGCUUGAAAGGUUGCGGAUACAGUAUGAAGCUCUUCUGAAGGAAGAAAGGGAGCAGAAAGAAUUCAUAGAGCAAUUUACCUUACAGAAAUAACAUUCAUUGCUGUCACACCUAUACCGCCGUCCUCUGUGAAUAGUCUGAAUUAUCAUGUACAUUGAUGUCAUUAAAUAUUGUUAUUUUCUACACAUCUUUUGUAAAUAAAACAAAUUUAUAUCAUACUGA